AAUAUACAGGAUAAUAUAGAUAUAGCUGAAGAUUGCUUCUCCCAUCGUGUUUACAAUUUAUGUAACUAUACAAAAGAAUCACUACGUUCACAGUAAGAAAAGGAUAACCACCGUGAAAUCAGAAAUAUAUCAUAAAAAAGAACAUCGCCCACAGACCAUAGGAAAAACUCAAAGCAUUACUUCCACGCAACCAACCUCCACACCUUAAUAAAACAAAACAAACCCAAACUUACAAACCCCCCACACAUAAAAAAAAAACACACAUACACCCAAACCACAAAAAAAGCAAACUUAAAAAAACAAAAUAAUCCCGUGUCCCCCCACCCUGGUAAUCCAAUACACGAAAACAGACACUUUGACGUUUACAGCUGUCAAUAAUAACAUCUGCGAGCGAGGCGACCGACAUAUGCGAGCUCGCGUCCGGUGCUUCGCCCUUUUAUAAAAAGAAUGUGGCUGCAGUUGAAGGAAUAAAAGAAUCCUGUGUUGGAUUCACCAAACUGCUGUUCUAGGAAAUCAACAAAUUUUACAUCCACAAUGGAGGAAGUUUUGGAACAGUUGAUUAAGGAGACUUCAUCCAAUAAGCACAGCCACAUCAAGCAAGUAUGCCAGGAAGCCUCAGACUUGCUGGAGUCCCAGACUGGGUUGCUGCGGUCACCACCUCAUGAACUGAGAGAAAUUUGCCUGAAAGCAUUGCAGCUCGCCUUAGAGACUAGAAUAUCGAAGCUUGUUACUCUGGCUACAUCAGGAUUCUAUAAGCUGCUACGUGAUACACAGUUUCACAGUGGUUACGAAGAGGAUGACGAGACCACUUGGCUACCGUCACAGUUGUUGGCAGCUGUUCAGAGUCUUCCACUUCAUACAGAGGACAAUCAGGUGGAACUGCUGAAGGUGCUGCUGAAUAUGAGCUGUGUUCCUGGCAUUAUUCUGUCUGGCCAGAUAGUGACACAGAUAGUUGGAGUGUGUGGCUUGGCAUAUGGCAGAGGAGGUGCUCCCUUGAGAACUGCUGCUCAGUCUGCUGCAUCGCAAGCAAUAUCCCAUCUGGUUAAGCAACUUCGAGAAGAAAGCUGCGAGCAAGAGAAUAUUCUGCAAAAGAAACUUGGAAAAGAUGCGGAAGAAAAGAUUGGGGAGGAUGAGAAUGAGGAGGAAGAGUCGGAAUACAUAGCGCCUGCUUAUGAUGAGAUUGUACCUGUUAUAAAUCUCAUUGCUGAGAAAUUAGUUGAAGCAAAUAAGCACGACGCCGCUUAA
Messenger RNA from Penaeus monodon (black tiger shrimp), 1245 nucleotides. RefSeq names its product brefeldin A-inhibited guanine nucleotide-exchange protein 3-like. The transcript has 7 exons. Lineage: Eukaryota; Metazoa; Arthropoda; Malacostraca; Decapoda; Penaeidae. The record is from RefSeq and is a predicted model, not a curated record. The coding region runs from base 535 to 1245 and encodes 236 amino acids.